This is a messenger RNA of Volvox carteri f. nagariensis, 1084 nucleotides long. It is a transcript of the gene fsd1, whose product is annotated as superoxide dismutase [Fe]. The transcript has a single exon. NCBI's taxonomy places the organism in Eukaryota, Viridiplantae, Chlorophyta, Chlorophyceae, Chlamydomonadales, Volvocaceae. Gene Ontology annotation, molecular function: metal ion binding; superoxide dismutase activity. The record is from RefSeq and is a predicted model, not a curated record. The coding region runs from base 46 to 747 and encodes 233 amino acids. Gene Ontology annotation, biological process: superoxide metabolic process. Gene Ontology annotation, cellular component: chloroplast nucleoid.
CGCAAAAUACAUCAUCAAAUUGAUUUACAAUUUUAAUACUUCAAAAUGGCUCUUUCUAUGAAGGUCCAGGCCUCGAGCCUUAUUGCGGGCCAGCGUCGCGGGCGCCCUGUCCCGGGCCGCCGCGCCAUGGUCACCAAGGCCGCGCUGGAGCUGAAGGCCCCUCCUUAUCCACUGGAUGCCCUUGAGCCUCACAUGAGCAAGCAGACUUUGGAGUUCCACUGGGGCAAGCACCAUCGCGCUUAUGUGGAUAACAUGAACAAGCAGAUCGCCGGCACCCCGCUUGACGGCAAGAGUCUGGAGGAGAUCGUCCUGGCUAGCUGGAAUGGCGGCAACCCUACGCCGGUCUUUAACAACGCUGCUCAAGUCUGGAACCACACAUUUUUCUGGGAAAGCAUGAAGGCAAAUGGUGGUGGUGCACCUACUGGCAAGCUGGCUGAGGCAAUUGCGCGCGAUUUCGGCAGCUUUGACAAGUUCAAGGAGGAGUUUAAGACUGCAGGCAUGACCCAAUUCGGCUCGGGCUGGGCCUGGCUUAAUGCCGACAAGUCGGGCAAGCUCAGCAUCAGCAAGUCGCCGAACGCCGUGACCCCUGUGGUUGAAGGCAAGACGCCUAUCCUUACUGUGGACGUGUGGGAGCAUGCCUACUACAUCGACGUCCAGAACCGUCGGCCAGACUACCUAACCACCUUUAUCGAGAAGUUGAUCGACUGGGACGUCGUGGCCCAGCGUUACGCAGCUGCUCAGCAGUGAAUGGAUUAUAAUCUUUCAUUGCGAGGAAAGUAUUUACUGAUGAAUGAGAAAAGGAAUGAAUUGCUCUGUUGGUUAGUUCGGAGAGGUGGUUGGUCAUAUUUCGUUGGCAUUUCCGAUUGAGCUUGACCCAGUGGUUGGUUAUGGCAGUUGUGGAAUGGACCUGAAUUGUUCAUGACGCGUAAUGCGAGGAUCUGGAUACCGCUAUGCUCAAAUUUUGCUCGCUCUGCGCUGUCCUGGCGUGCCAGCUGCCACGCAUCAUUCAGUCAACGGGAGGAUGGUCCGUGUUUGUUUGUACCUAAACUCGCAUGUCUGCAUGGCGGCUUGUAACGGAUUAUUA